CAGGGUACAAAUUUAUAAAUGGCAGACUCUGAGCUACCUUCUGAUGUCCAGCCCCCAUCUGACAUCCAGCUGGCAGAACGGCAUAUAGAACGUCCAAGUAAGGAGGUGGUAUUCAUGCUGCUCGCAUGGUGGCUGGAGUACUCCCCAGAUGCCAAAGAUCCUCCUGAUAUCACUGACAUGGUGGAGGGAGAGGAAAUUGUCAAGAAAUAUAAUAAGCUAGGUGCUCUUAUAGUGACUCCUGAAACGCGUGUUCUAGCCAUGGAUUGUACUCGAGGGGAGGCGCAUGUUGUGCAAAAGUUAAUACUGCUUUGUCGUACGAAUGGUUGGAUGUUGGACGGAUGUGUCCUUUAUACAAGUAGACUACCAUGUUCACACUGCACAAAGCUUAUGGUUCAGGCAAAACUGAAGAAAGUGUAUUGCCUCCCAAUUGAACCUGAACUGUAUGACCCAAAGGAGUUUAUUGAUAGUGACAGGAAAGCUGUUGAUAAACUUUAUAGGAUAAAUGGACUCGGAAUUUCUUAUUUGACACCUAAUGUGACAAAUCUCAAGGUUUCGCCAUCUGAAGAGAUAUUUAUUAAUGUCAGAACUCCGAAGUAUGAACUAAAGAGGGAGCUGUUGUUUGAUGAAGAGUUCUAUAGAGAUGAGGAAGCUGCAGGUAGUUCAGUCAAUGCAGGAAAAUGGAAGGAAGGUCACCUUAAACGGUGUAAAGAAGACUUUGCAAAGGCAGCUCGAUGGUUAUCAGACAAAACUUUUGGUGAAAUACCCAAAGAUAUACACUUUGCUAAUAGGUCUGCAAAAGCCAUGCAUACACUACGAAUGGCAAAUAUACUGGUUCUGAGAUCAGAUGACCCCAAAACAGGUGUGGGUGCAGUUAUUACUAAGGGAGACUCUGAGAAUGAGGUGUACUGUGGCCUGGGGUGGAAUGGUUUCCCUCAAGGUGCUCAGCAUUCAGACUAUCCCCGGGCUGCAGAGAAAACAGACGUGCACCAUGAGAGGAAGUACCCCUAUGUUGUGCAUGGAGAAAUUAAUGCAUUAUCCAAUGGGAGAAACUGGCAUUAUGUGCCAGGCGACUUCAAGUCCUAUCAGACAAAAAUACCCUGUGAUGACUGCACCCCAGUACUCUAUGAGAUGGGUGUUCGGGAAAUUUACCAUCCAUCCUCUGACAGCAAGAAGCGGCAGAAGAGUGGUAUAGGCUACAGUAAAAUACAGGAAUAUUGCGAAAAGAAAAAGAUUAAGUGUUUUGAGGCAACAAAAUCCGAUAAACCAGGAGAAAAAUGA
Owenia fusiformis is the source of this 1278-nucleotide messenger RNA. The record is from the annotation of a GenBank genome assembly. Lineage: Eukaryota; Metazoa; Annelida; Polychaeta; Sabellida; Oweniidae.